This is a messenger RNA of Mytilus trossulus (common blue mussel), 1845 nucleotides long. RefSeq lists its product as uncharacterized. Lineage: Eukaryota; Metazoa; Mollusca; Bivalvia; Mytilida; Mytilidae. The coding region runs from base 1 to 1845 and encodes 614 amino acids. The record is from RefSeq and is a predicted model, not a curated record. Gene Ontology annotation, molecular function: ammonia-lyase activity. The transcript has a single exon.
AUGACAGAUAUGGAUAAUUCUCAUGCAAGAACAACUUUAACAUUCAUCCAAAAAAGGAAAAACAUGUUAGACAGUAUCACACUCGAUGGAACUACUUUAACCAUACCAGAAGUCCUUGCAGUCAGCAUUGAGCCAAGCAUGAAAGUAAAAAUUGCUGAGAUAUCCAUGGAAGAGUUAACAGCAAAUGCAGUGUAUCUAAAAAAGAAGUUAGAAAAGGGACUUGUUUUGUAUGGGAUAAACACAAGCUUCGGUGGAAGUUCCGACGUGCGUUCGUGUAAAUUUGAAGAUGUGCAGAUGGCGUUGAUCCGUCUUGUUAAUGUUGGAAUGGGUCGAAUGUUUCCUUUAGAAAUGAUUUGGGCUGCAAUGGUAACGAGGGCAAAUUGUCUUGCAAAAGCAUAUUCUGGAGUACGUGCUGAAGUGGUCACAACUCUGACUGAUCUCAUCAAUAACGAUAUUGUGCCCGAAGUUCCACUGCGUGGAUCUGUUAGUGCUAGCGGAGAUCUGAUGCCUCUAGGUUAUAUUGUGCCCGAAGUUCCACUGCGUGGAUCUGUUAGUGCUAGCGGAGAUCUGAUGCCUCUAGGUUAUAUUGUGCCCGAAGUUCCACUGCGUGGAUCUGUUAGUGCUAGCGGAGAUCUGAUGCCUCUAGGUUAUAUUGCAGCAACCAUGAUAGGAAGAGAAGAUAUGAAAGUGUUUAAAGAAGAGAAAAUAAUGUCUUGUCCGCAAGCUCUUGCAGAGGCUGGUAUAUCACCGAUUGUAUUUGGCCCAAAGGAAGGCUUAGGGGUAAUAAAUUCAUGUUCAUUCACUGCCGGGUUCUCGGCUCCAACACUUUAUGACGCAAAUUUGCUUCUUCUUCUUACCCAAGUAUGUACCGGACUGUCAAUUGAAGCAGUGAAAGGAAGAACAGAGAGCUUCCAUCCUCUUAUCCACAACUGUCUUCCUCAUAAAGGUCAGAAAGAAAUAGCAAGGAAUAUGUUGUCAAUUCUAGAAGGUAGUAAGUUAGCUAUCACGACAUUAGACAUGCACCUGCCAGACAAAUGUGGAGUUCUUAAGGAAGAUCGUUAUAGUGUGCGGAGUUCACCACAAUGGCUUGGACCAGCUGUUGAAACACUUAACGAAGCAUGCAGAAGAAUAACAAUUGAACUUAACAGCGCAAAUAAUAAUCCACUAAUUGACCAUCGCACAGAUACAGUUUUACAUAACGCUAAUUUCCAGGGAGAAACUAUGUCUAUCGCAAUGGACCAAACACGACAAGCGCUUGGAAUUUGCGGGAAGCUACAAUUUGCUCUAUUCGAAGAGGUUGUAAAUGAUAAGCUGAAUUUCGGAUUCCCACCGAAUCUAAGUGGAUGUGACAUCAAUGUUGAUUUCGGAUUCAAAGGCUGUGAUAUAGCAAUGGCCUCUUACAUGUCUGAACUCGAUCAUUUUGUCAACCCUAUGAGUAAUCAUAUAUUGAGUGCAGAAUGCCACAACCAGGCAAUCAAUUCAAUGGCUUUAGUCUCCGCGCGAUUCACCUCAGAGGCAGUGGAAAUUGUACAAAUGAUGACAGCAAACCUACUUCUUCUAACUGCACAGGCCAUCGAUCUACGUCACCUUCGAAAUAUCGUCCUAAAAGAAAUUGACUUACUUGCGCAAGAAUAUCCCGACAUUACGUCGACUUUAAAGGAGAUAGAAUGGUAUGACUUGCUGUUUUUAUCUAAACAAAAGGCUUCUAAGGAGACAAAUUUACUAUCAGGAAAAGAACACACAGAAGCUAGGGAACGUCUCUCAAAUAGAAUGUGUAUCCUUUACAAAAAUGCAUGUAAUGGAAAUAUAGAUGCCGCCAAACAGAUGGGAAAAGGUAGAUUAUAA